Messenger RNA from Myripristis murdjan (pinecone soldierfish), 6378 nucleotides. RefSeq names its product coagulation factor V (gene f5). NCBI's taxonomy places the organism in Eukaryota, Metazoa, Chordata, Actinopteri, Holocentriformes, Holocentridae. Bases 18 to 5756 code for a protein of 1912 amino acids. The transcript has 25 exons. Gene Ontology annotation, molecular function: copper ion binding; signaling receptor activity. Gene Ontology annotation, cellular component: plasma membrane. The record is from RefSeq and is a predicted model, not a curated record.
CAGUUUGAAUCCCAGAUAUGAGGCUUUGUUCCUGGGCAGGAGCUCCCUGUCUCCUGUCUGUCCUGGUUCUUCUCACCGUCUUCACCCAUGUCCCAGCCGUCCAGGACCAACCCAAGGAGAGACACUACUAUAUUGCUGCCGUUCAGAUAGACUGGAACUACUCAGGCAAUGGACCAGAGAGGUCUGGUCCCACCUAUAAGAAAGUGGUCUUUAGAGAGUAUGAGGAAGAUUUCAGGCAGGCUAAAACUCAUCCCUCCUCCUUGGGUCUGCUGGGACCCACACUUAGAGGCCAAGAGGGCGAGACGAUUGUCGUCACUUUCAGGAACAUGGCAGACAGACCUUACAGCAUCCACCCACACGGGAUUGCUUAUGGGAAACAGUCAGAGGGAGCCCACUACUUUGACAACACAUCGCUUAAAGAGAAGGAGGAUGACGUGGUGCAGCCCAACUGUGAACACACGUACCACUGGGAAGUGACGUCAGAUGUGUCUCCCGGAAUGGAUGAUCCCACCUGCCUCACCCACAUCUACAUGUCCCACGAAAACACUGUCCAGGACUACAACUCGGGUCUAAUCGGCACCUUGCUCAUCUGCAAGCCUGGCAGUCUGGACGAGUUGGGGGAGCAGGUUCAUUUCCACCAAGAGUCUGUUUUCCUCUUUGGUGUUUUUGAUGAGAAAAACAGCUGGUACCAACCAAAAGGCCAUGCCACAGACAACCAUGUCAAAUACACCAUUAAUGGAUACACAAGAGGAUCGCUGCCUGAUGUCAGUCUCUGUGCCCACACCUCUGUGAGUCUGCACCUGAUGGGUAUGAGCUCGGACGCCGAGAUGUUCUCUGUGCAUAUGAACGGGCAGGUGCUGCAGCAUGACGGGCAUAAAGUGUCGUCAGUAGGCCUGGUCAGCGGCAGCACCGCCACAGCUAUCAUGACGGCUAUGUACCCCGGUCGCUGGCUGCUCUCCUCCCAAACCACCAAGCACCUGGAAGCUGGUAUGCACGGGUUUGUGGAUGUGAGAAAGUGUGAAGGAUUCGAGGAACCCAGGCGUAGGAUGACCAUCAAGGAGAGACGCUACAGCAAGCAUUGGACGUUCUUCAUCGCUGCUGAGGAAGUCAUCUGGGACUAUGCACCCAACAUGCCAUCAUACAUUGACGAGGACUACGAGCUCCAGUACCUGAAGCAAGGGCCUAACCGCAUAGGACGGAAGUACAAGAAGGUUGUCUACACUCAGUAUACAAAUGAAUCUUUCACUGUGAGGGCGGAGGAGAAGCAAAGAAAAAAUGAGAUUGGGAUCUUGGGACCGGUGAUCAGAGCGCAAAUCAGGGAUGUUAUCACGAUAGUCUUUAAGAACAUGGCCUCCAGGCCCUACAGCAUUUACCCACACGGACUGACGAUGGAGAAAUCACAAGAGGGCGUGACCUACCCUGAAGGAGGCAACCAGUCUCGCGGAGUUCAGCCAGGGGAGACGCACGUGUAUGAGUGGACGGUGACCGAGGAGGAUGAGCCCCUGGAGGGCGACGCUCGGUGUCUGACUCGAGUGUACCACAGCGCAGUGGAUACACCGCGGGACAUCGCCUCAGGACUGAUAGGACCACUCCUCAUCUGCAAGAGCCAGUCCCUCAAUGUCAGGAAUGUGCAGCUUAAAGCAGACAAGGAGCAGCACGCCAUGUUUUCUGUGUUUGAUGAGAACAAGAGCUGGUACCUGGAUUACAACAUUCGUUCUUACUGUGAUCGAUCCAGAGUCAACCGGGCAGACCAGGAAUUUUACAAAUCCAACGUUAUGCACACAAUUAAUGGGUAUGUGUUUGAGAGUGGUCAGAUCCUGGGCUUCUGCAAUGGUGAAGUCGUAACAUGGCACAUGUCCAGCAUAGGAGCGCAGGACUACAUCCAGACAGCCACGUUCUACGGCCAUACGUUUGAGCUGAAUGACCGUACGGAGGACUUUCUCAGCCUCUACCCCAUGACUGGAGAAACCAUUUCCAUGAAUAUGGAGAACAAAGGUGUCUGGCUCUUGGCUACCCUGAAUUCCCAUGACACAACGAAAGGGAUGCGGCUAAAAUUUAAGGAUUUGGAGUGCAUCCAAGAAUACGAAUACAUCUAUACUGAUAAUGAGGACACAGGGCUAAACAUUUGGAAACCUCCAAGCUUAGACGAUCUCAGGAAGGAGGAGAAGAAGCCGCCAGUAGUAGAAAAUAACAAUAAGCCAGUAGAUCUUUACACAUAUUCAUAUUUAGAUGAAUUAGGACUCAGGUCUUUGAGGAACCAAUCUCAAGACUCAGAUGUGGAAUUGUUGGAUCUCUCUUUCCUCGACUAUGAUGUUGAUGUGCCUGAGGGGAAUAUGACCAUCACUCCCAAAUCUCCCAGUAAUGAGACAAAGAUCGGAAAUGGCACUGACACUCCAAAGCCACAAUCAAAUCCAUUGUCAGAUUGGCAAGAUGAAGACAGGCUAAACUUUACAGCAAAAAAAAUGUUGAAUCAAAGCAUACAGAACAGUAGUGGAUCAGAUUUUCUCAAUUCCUCUGUGCCUAAAAUGGACAACACAACGGUUUACACCAUCCAUGUAAUACAAAAGGAUAAUAAUGCCACAACAAAUAGCAGUUCUCCCUCAAAUCUUGAUGACAUCCCUGUGCCUGAGACAGAGGGCAUAACAGUUCAUAAUGCGACUCUGUCAUUAAUGGGGAAAAACUUAACUACAAAGGCCAAUCUUACUGUAACAAUUCCAGGAAAUGUCAGUACCAUCUUGGAGGCUGAUAGAAUGAAUCUAACCCAGACGGUUGUAAGCCAGACUUCAGUGAACACAAUCCAGGCUGAGGACUCAGAGGAGAAAAUCACCAGAGGAGAUGUGUUCUCCUACUCUGACCCUCCUUUAAGUCCCAGCUCCAAUUCCAUAGAGGAAAUAGUGCUUCUAGAAAAAUGGGCCAACUCCAAUCCUGGACCUGAGAUACAGGAGGACCUAUCGUCCAGUCACCAUGGCACUUUAGACGGCAAUGUAUCCAUCGCCAAUCUGUCACACAGUGAGAACAAGACCACUGUGAAUAACACCUCAGCAAACCAUUUAAAUGUGUCAAAAGAUGAAUCAAACCUAAACAUAUCUAGAUCCAAUACUUCAGAGGAGAUGGCAACUCAAAGUGGGGUGAACGUUACAGCUCUUCUUGACCAGUUCAACCACACAUCCUCAGUUGAGAGCUCCGGCUACGGCUCCAGCAGCUAUGAGGACAGCAUGGAGGAAGUGGUCAUCUACCUAAAGGACAACCACACAGAGGUGAUUAAAACCACCUCUCUCAACCCACAGGGACACAACUGGACUUAUGAGGGAACACACCAAACGGUUCCCAUGGGAAUUCCCGACCACAUGACAAAGUACUUGGGGAAGAAGACUCCUGCAAAGACACCAACUGUGACAAAGAAACCGAAUAUCAGGAAGGUAAAGCGCCGACAGAGACCCAAGAAAGGCCAAGGCAUGAGAACUAAGAAGAGGAUGGAAUACAAGCCCAAGCCCAAGAGUGGUUUACCUUUUUCUCCACGUGGAUUCAAUCCAGGCUUUUCCCCCCGAGGGUCUCGACCCAUGUCCCUUGCACCACAGCCCAUCUCUGAUGAGGAGGACCUGAUAAACAAACCUGUGGUCAUCGGUGUGCCCCGGCCCGACUUCAGCGACUAUGAGCUCUAUGUUCCUGGGAAUGAACCAGAUCAUCUAGGGCUGGAUGCUCCAGAGCCGGAUGUUACACAGGAUGAGUAUGAGUAUGUGAUGUACAAAGACCCUUACAGCAGCCAAGAAGACGUCAAAAGCUUCACACCGGAUGAAACCACCAAGCACUACUUGAAAAUGGCAGGCCAGAAUUUCAGGACAUACUUCAUCUCUGCAGAGGAAGUGGAGUGGGACUAUGCUGGCUAUGGACAGAAGAGGCAGGAAAAGUCAUUACAAAGCCGGCGAGAAACAAAGUUCACCAAGGUCAUUUUCCGAGGCUACCUGGACAGCACAUUCAGCGUGCCAGACAUCCGUGGGGAGGUAGAGGAACAUCUAGGCAUCCUGGGGCCGCUUAUCAAGGCUGAGGUUGGACAGAGCAUCAUGGUGGUGUUCAGGAACAAUGCCAACCGUCCAUUCUCCUUGCACCCUAAAGGGGUUUCCUACACCAAGCUUGCAGAGGGGCUGGCCUAUGAGGACGACUCCAAGUACUGGUAUAAAUAUGAUGAUGAAGUUAAACCCAACACCUCCUUCACAUAUUUAUGGAAGGUCAAUGCUAAGGUGGGGCCAGCAGCUGGCGAGUCUGACUGUCGGACUUGGGCCUACUAUUCUGGUGUCAAUCCUGAGAGGGAUAUCCACACAGGUUUGAUUGGGCCUUUGCUAGUGUGUCGAAAAGGCACCAUGAACAAUAAGCAGACAGACAUGAGGGAGUUCACACUGCUCUUCAUGACCUUUGAUGAGAGUCAGAGCUGGUACUACGAGAAGAAUCGUGAGAGGAUGGAGAGAAAAAACCGACGGACUGUGAUAGAUCCCAACUUCAAAGAGAACCUCAAGUUCCACUCCAUCAAUGGGAUUGUAUACAGCCUGAAGGGCCUGAGGAUGUACACCAACCAGCUAGUUCGCUGGCAUUUGAUCAACAUGGGCUCUCCUCAAGACUUUCAGAGUGUCCACUUCCACGGACAGACGUUCCUCUACAAGCAUACCAAGAGCUACAGACAGGCCGUGCACCCACUGCUGCCUGGGGGCUUUGCAACCUUGGAGAUGUUGCCAUCCAAGCCUGGCCUUUGGCAGCUGGAGACAGAAGUCAGUCUCAACCAACAGAGGGGCAUGCAGACCCUUUUCCUGGCUUUAGAUAAUGAGUGCUACCAUCCUCUGGGUCUAGAGUCAGGGAGUGUGAAAGACAGCCAAAUAACAGCAAGCAGUACAAGAGGAUACUGGGAGCCCCGUCUUGCCAGACUGAAUAACCAUGGUAAAUACAAUGCAUGGAGCACAGAUCAGAGCAACAGCUGGAUUCAGGUGGACUUCCUACGGCCUGUGGUGAUCAGCCAGGUGGCCACCCAGGGAGCCAAGCAGAUGUUCCAGUCCCAGUUUGUGGUCAACUACACGAUCUCCUACAGCAAUGAUCGCAGGAGGUGGAUCUUCUAUAAGGGUGACAGCAGGCAAUUCAGGAAGAUGUUCAGUGGGAACCAGGAAGCCUAUGUGACAAAGACGAACACCUUCUUUCCUCCUCUUAUUGGACGGUUCAUUCGACUCCAUCCGGUCGACUGGUACAAUCAGGCCACAGUCCGCAUGGAGUUUUACGGCUGUGAGCUUGACGGUUGCUCAGUGCCUCUUGGCAUGGAGAGCGGGCUGAUAAAGGACCAUCAUAUCACCAGCAGCUCCACGGCCCCCAGCUGGUUCCACGGACCCUGGAGACCCUCCCUGGCACGCCUCAACAAACAGGGCGCCGUCAACGCAUGGCAGGCUAAUUAUAAUGACAUGUAUCAGUGGCUUCAGGUGGAACUGCCCCAGGUCAAGAAGAUCACAGGCAUUAUUACGCAAGGAGCAAAGUCCAUGGGCAAAGAGAUGUAUGUCAUCUCCUAUGAACUACAAUACAGCGAUGAUGGGAUAAACUGGACCACAUAUACUGACGAUGAGGACUACACAUCCAAGACUUUUAAAGGCAACACAGAUAACAACAGCCACAUGAAGAAUUACAUCUACCCUCCUAUAUUUUCUCGUUUCAUCCGAAUCAUCCCCAAGAGCUGGAAGAGCACCAUCACCAUGAGAAUAGAGUUGCUGGGCUGUGACUUUGAGUGAUGCACUUUGAUGGAAACAUGCGUGCACACACACACACACACACAUACACAGUUGCACAGCCUGGUAGCCUUUAACCUUUCCUUGAAGGAUACUAAAUAUACUACACGGGAGCCUUUGCGUGCAGUCAGAGACAAACAGACACAUACAUUGCAUCAAAUAUCCACUUUGCAUGGUUGGGACAUUUGUUAAAGUCAUCAUGCAGCUUGUGAAACGUGCAACAUCCAUAGAAAACCCAACUGCUAAAAAAAUUAGAAUUCAUGCCACUGGAGAAUUCAAGUUACAUUCUAGGAAUGGAUAUUGCAAGCCGAUCGGAUACCCAGACAGUGUUACUACCUCUUACAUACAUAGGGGAGCAUAAAUCAGUACAACAUGAAGAGUUUCAUUACAAAAACAGAUACCAGCCAGUUUCAAAUGAUUACUUUUAUAAAAUGAUUUUUGGCAUGAAAGUAAAGAAACUCACUGCUAACUUUUCAAGUUAUUAGUUAUCCCAAGAUCUUUGAUGAUAGAAUUAACUGUGCUUUUCAGGCUCCAGUGUUUCAAAAAAGAAUGUAUGGCUUUUUGUAAUGAAACCCUUUAUAUAUUGGCAAGUGCACACUUUUGUAUCUUAUAUUUUCUAUUGCAA